AUGCUUCGUACCAGUGCCUUCGACCAGAAUACAUACGACUGGCCUUUACCUACUUCUGCCCCUGAAUACGACACUACUACAUGUUUGGAGGACACCUGCACUGAUGCGCAUGCUUUUUUUCAUCAAUGGCUGCCGCCUCUCUCCGACGCCUUUCCCAGCCAACACAGUCUCGAUCAGCAGACAACCGCAGAACUAGAUGCGCAUAUUCUCUCCGUUACAAAAUUGGUUGAUAAUCAUGAUGACGAUAACGACGACGAUGCCGCAUCCUUCAUUUCGUACUCGUCUCAAUGCAACGAUAAGAUCAUGUUUAUUACAAGCAUUGUCAAACACGAAAUCGACACCACUACUUGUACCGUUGAACUGAACAUCAUGUGGUCCAACGGCGAGUGGGGGUGGACCUCAGAGCUCGAUGCUCAGAAGUCCGUGCCAGAUAUUGUCUACCGGUACUAG
Molecule: messenger RNA, 450 nt
Organism: Fusarium pseudograminearum CS3096
Lineage: Eukaryota; Fungi; Ascomycota; Sordariomycetes; Hypocreales; Nectriaceae
Exons: 2
Coding region: 1-450 (149 amino acids)
Source: RefSeq, a predicted model, not a curated record